Orycteropus afer afer is the source of this 1428-nucleotide messenger RNA. It is a transcript of the gene SLC67A2, whose product is annotated as major facilitator superfamily domain containing 9. Bases 1 to 1428 code for a protein of 475 amino acids. The transcript has 6 exons. Gene Ontology annotation, biological process: transmembrane transport. NCBI's taxonomy places the organism in Eukaryota, Metazoa, Chordata, Mammalia, Tubulidentata, Orycteropodidae. The record is from RefSeq and is a predicted model, not a curated record. Gene Ontology annotation, molecular function: transmembrane transporter activity.
AUGGAGCUCGGGGGCUGCCCAGGCUUGGGCGUGGCCCGGGGAGUGCUCUCGGCAACCCCCGAAACGCGGCAGGAGCGGAGGACAGGGGUCGAAGAGGGGGCUUCCGGCCCUGGUGCUGUCCGAACCCGCCGUUUCGUGUUAUGUCUCUACUUGGUGGGCUUCCUGGAUUUGUUUGGUGUAAGUAUGAUUGUUCCUUUAUUAAGCCUUCACGUCAAGUCUCUUGGAGCAAGCCCAACAGUUGCUGGUAUAGUAGGCUCCACCUAUGGCAUCUUACAACUCUUUUCUAGCACAUUAGUGGGCUGCUGGAGCGAUGUGGUUGGAAGACGGUCUUCGUUGCUGAUGUGCAUCCUCCUCAGUGCUCUGGGUUAUCUCAUGCUGGGAGCGUCCACCAAUGUGUUCCUCUUUGCUCUCGCUAGAGUCCCUGUGGGUAUUUUCAAGCACACACUCUCGAUCUCCAGAGCACUGCUUUCUGAUCUGGUUGCAGAGAAGGAACGGCCACUGGUAAUGGGACAAUUUAAUACAGCAUCGGGUGUGGGUUUCAUCUUGGGCCCCAUGGUUGGUGGAUUUCUUACUGAACUAGAUGGUGGAUUUCAUGUAACAGCCAUCAUCUGUUUUUCUGUCUUCAUUCUGAAUGCUGGUCUUGUUUGGCUAUUUCCAUGGAGUAAAGUAAAAUUCAACACUACAAAGAACAGCCUGCAAUUGGAUAAGAACCAAGCACUUUCAGAAAAGGCACAAUAUAAAAUGCAAGAUGCAACCACAGUCUGUGGGGCCACCCCAAGUGAGAAGAUGCCUCGGCGCCCCUGGAUCGAAGUCACAUCAGCAUUAUGGGACAUUAGAAGCCUGAUAUUUUGUGAAAUGUGGGACAUAUUUUUAGUGCGCUUGCUGAUGGCUGUAGCGGUCAUGCUGUACUAUAGUAAUUUUGUCUUGGCCCUCGAGGAGCGUUUUGGGGUGAGGCCCAAGAUGACAGGCUACCUGAUAAGUUACAGCAACGCCCUGGGGGCCCUGGCCAGCUUUGCCUUGGGACCCGUCAUGAGGUUGUACAAGCACAACUUGCACAUGAUCCUGCUGCACUCCAGCCUUCUCACCUUCAUGCUGCUGCUGCUCUACUCUAUGGCUCACAACAUGGGUAUGGUGGUUUUCUCUUCUACCCUCCUGUCCUUCUCCACUACUCUUGGCAGGACUUGUAUCACAGACCUCCAGCUGACCGUGGGUGGGGCACAGGCCAGUGGCACGCUCAUAGGUGUGGGGCAGUCGGUUACAGCGGUGGGCCGCAUCAUCGCCCCUCUCCUGUCAGGAGUUGUCCAGGAGGUUAGCCCUUGUGGCCCACCUAGUCUGGGGGCAGCAUUAGCUUUAGUGGCUGUUUUCAUCAUGUCAGUAAAGAAACCUCGCUAUAAUGAUGACAGGAGUGGCAAAUUAAAAAGUGAGUAA